AUGUUCAAAAGCAAAGCGGAGUCGGAGGUGUUCUAUGUAGUGGACUCAGCAGAUAACCUCCUCUCCCGGUCGGCGUGCUCGCGUCUGGGUGUUCUCCAGUUCACAGGAGAGGUGCAUGAAGAUGUCUUCGGAGAAGCAGGCCUCAUGAAGACGGCACCAAUCAGCAUCCGGCUACGCGAGGAUGCCGUCCCGGUCGCUCUCUCCACAGCAAGACACGUCCCCCUGCCGCUGAUGAAGCCAGUGGAGGAGGAGCUGAAGAUAAUGGAAGAGCAGGGCAUCAUCGUACCGGAGACUGAACCCACAGACUGGGUAUCCGCGCUCGUCCCCGUCCCGAAGAACAGUGGUGUCCGGAUCACAGUUGACUACAAAAAGCUGAACCAAGCCGUAAAGCGUGAGAUCUUCCCGAUCCCGACCCUGGAGCACCUGACGUCCAAGCUGGCGAUCCCGUUGGACGAGGCAAGCUCCAAAAUGACUACGUUCAUCACACCGUUCGGCAGGAAGAGGUUCCUGCGCCUGCCGAUGGGAAUCUCACUGGCUCCGGAGUGCUUCCAGCGAAAGAUGCAAGAGAUGCUGGAUGGACUGCCUGGAGUCAUCGUCUACAUGGACGACACGCUGGUUUUUGGAGAUGCAAGCAACCAUGACGCACGUCUGGAAGCCGUCAUCAGAAGAAUCCACGAAUCUGGCCUCAAGCUGAACAAGACGAAAUGUGAGUUCCGAAGGGACGAAGUCAAGUUUCUUGGCAUGAAGAUAAGCAAGAAUGGCAUCGGCGUGGACGACGAGAAGCUCGAAGCGAUACAGCAGCUCCAGCAGCCAAAGAACGUCACAGAGCUCCGGUCUCUGCUAGGGGUGGUCAACUACCUCUGCAGGUUCGUCCCGCACAUCCAGGAGCGCCUAAGGCCCCUCAACGAUUUGCUGAAAAAAGACGCUGCGUGGAACUGGACGCCUCAGCAGCAGCAAGCACUGGAUGAUGUGAAAGCAGCCGUCACGUCCGCUCCAGUCCUGGCGUUCUACGACCCAGUGCGCGAGACAGUGAAGCACGAUGCGAUCGGCGCUGUGCUACAGGAAGACGUCCACAACUUCUGCAAGAGGGUCUUCGAUGACCUGCCCGCCACACCGCAGCGUCUGGUGGAAAUCAGCAGGGCACAACAGGCAGAUGAACUCCUCCAGCGCGUGGUUCAGCAGACUCUCUCUGGCUGGAAGGAGGGAGCAAAGCACCCCGACAUGCUGGACUACUUCGCCGCGCGUGGAGAAAUCAGCGUUCUCUACCUGACAAGCGGCACACUGCUCAUGUACGGCCGCCGCAUCAUCAUACCGCCUAGUCUGCGUGAAGAGAUGCUCAACCGUCUACACGACGACGGUCACUUCGGGCUCAACAAGUGCCGCCAGCGAGCAGCAGAAUCCGUCUGGUAUCUGGAAAUCCAACGCUUGCCCAGUCUCACAAGCACCGCAGUCAUCGAGCGGCUGAAGCGCCUGUUCUCCAGACUGGGGAUACCGGAUCUGAUGACAACAGACGGAGGAACGCAGUUCACUUCCAGCUCAUUCGCCGACUUCGCAGCGUCGUACGGCUUCACACAUCGCGUCACUGACCCGCACACGCCAUCAUCCAACGGAGCAGCUGAACGGGCCCAGCCCGCCAAGAAGGCAUGGCGGCACGCCAAACUCCGCGAUGGGCGGAGAAAGAAGAAACAGGAGUCAACCGUCAAUCAGAGGCGAGGCGCCCGCAACCUGCCUCCGCUGCAGCCCGGCCCCAGAGUCCGGAUCAAGACAGAAAAGGGCAGCUGGUCGGAGCCCGCCAUCGUCACGCAAAGGCUCUCCAGACGCAGCUAUCUGGUGGAGCUGGGCGGCUGCCAAUAUCGCCGUCCCGGCACAGCACGGAACCGGGCAACGGGCAGCACCAGUGCCACCUCCGGUGGUGCCGCCGACAUCCGUGGCAGCACCACGCCCGGUGGUGCCGCCACCACCACCACAGCAGCUUCCGCCAGCUGUGCCGUCGCCUGA
Molecule: messenger RNA, 1998 nt
Organism: Amphibalanus amphitrite
Lineage: Eukaryota; Metazoa; Arthropoda; Thecostraca; Balanomorpha; Balanidae
Exons: 6
Coding region: 1-1998 (665 amino acids)
Biological process (GO): DNA integration
Molecular function (GO): nucleic acid binding
Source: RefSeq, a predicted model, not a curated record